AUGAGUUCAAUUUUAAAGUUUUUUAAAUCAGACAAUAAAAAUACUACCUCAGUUUCGAAUGUUUCGAUUGAUGUAGAUUCAGAUAAAUCGUCUGUAGGCAGUCCACCAAUAAAAAGACGAAAACCCGAGAUGUCGCAAUCUGACGCAGAUCGUAAUAUUUUUCCGAAUGAUAUUGCAAAUUUUUGUCGUAAGCAAUUGAAUGACAUUGAAAAAUAUGAAGUUCUUGUGCAUAAUUGGAUACCUGAUGUAGACUUCAAGUUUCCGACUUCUGGCAAACGAAAUUUGAAAUUUCAGCAUUCUUGGUUACGCUCAUUUGUGUGGUUGGUGUAUUCUGCUGCAGAAGACGGAGCUUAUUGCCGUUAUUGUGUCUCAUUUGGAUCAAAUUCUGUUGGUAAAGGGGGUCAUCAGAACACAAAUUUAUUGGUUCAGACUGCGUUUCAAGAUUGGAAGAAAGCACUUGAAAAAUUUAGAGAACACCAAAAAAAAAAAUAUCACCUUGACGCCAUGGAGGAUGGACAAAAUUUUAAGUUGAUUUACGAAAAACGGAAGAGUGACGUGAUCAGCGAAAUUGACAUAGGGCGAUAA
Messenger RNA from Macrosiphum euphorbiae (potato aphid), 585 nucleotides. The record is from the annotation of a GenBank genome assembly. NCBI's taxonomy places the organism in Eukaryota, Metazoa, Arthropoda, Insecta, Hemiptera, Aphididae.